UUCAAUAGUUCAGAUGGAGCUAUCUACUAAGGUUUCUGAAAAGAGGUUGGCGGGAAAAGUAGCAGUAAUAACCGGUGGUGCAAGAGGGAUUGGAGCAGCCACAGCCAAGGUGUUCGCUCAAAAUGGCGCACAUGUCAUCGUCGCUGACAUCCUCGACGACCUCGGCGCAGCGCUGGCGGACUCGAUAGGUGGCCGAUACAUACACUGCGAUGUGGCAAAAGAAGCCGACGUAGAAUCGGCCGUUGAACUGGCAAUAAAAUGGAAAGGCCAACUAGACAUCAUGUUCAACAACGCCGGAAUCUCUGGCCCCGCCGGAGGAAGCAUAACAAGUCUUGAGAUGGACAAAGUUCAGUGCCUUCUUUCUGUGAACGUUCUAGGCAUGUUACAUGGAACGAAGUACGCAGCCAGAGCCAUGAUCAAGGCUCAAAUCAGGGGAAGCAUUAUAUGCACAUCGAGCUCGGCGGCCAUUAUGGGAGGCUUGGGAUCCCAUGGCUAUACAUUAUCGAAGGAAGCCAUUAUUGGGUUCGUUAGAAGCUCAGCUUGUGAGCUGGGAAUCCAUGGGAUUCGAGUUAACUCCAUUUCUCCACAUGGGGUUCCCACGGAUAUGCUUGUCAGUGCUUAUAGAAAGUUUCUUGGGAAAGUUGAUAUGAAGGCUGAGGAUGUGAGGAAGAUCAUUGGUGAGAGGGGAACUUUGCUGAGAGGGAGAGGAGGGGCUGUGGAGGAUGUGGCUAUGGCUGCUCUGUUCCUGGCUAGUGAUGAAGCUGGCUUCAUUACGGCUCAUAAUCUUGUCGUUGAUGGAGGUUAUACUUCAGCCAAUAGUGCCUUGAGCUUUAUUUAUCAGUAA
Humulus lupulus (European hop) is the source of this 844-nucleotide messenger RNA. RefSeq names its product short-chain dehydrogenase reductase ATA1. The transcript is spliced from 2 exons. Bases 14 to 844 code for a protein of 276 amino acids. The record is from RefSeq and is a predicted model, not a curated record. Lineage: Eukaryota; Viridiplantae; Streptophyta; Magnoliopsida; Rosales; Cannabaceae.